AUUUAAUAAAUUAGAUAAAAAUACGGUGGUUGUUAGCUGCACUGAUCAGUCCACAUUCACCUUUGCAGAUGACCUGCUUCAGGUGUGUCCACCUGACGGUCUCUAAGUUCGUUCAAAUGUCUGAGAACUGUCCCUCCAUGUACAAGUCGGGCUGCACCCACCCACCUCAUCAGCAUCAGUGUGCAGGUUCUGUUGGGCUGAACUCUGCACCCAAUUCAUCCAAUGUCAUGGAGUGGAGCUGAAUGUGGACCCGACUCUUCAAGUGGGGGUUCCUGGAGCAGUGGUGUGCAGAUGGGAUAGUUCUCUCAUGAGUCUGUCUGGCCCUCAGAUACAACCUGCUGGACUCUAAAAUCAACACUGUGCUGACCAUGUGUCAGGACACCAACCUCCUGAACCCCGUCCACGGCAUCGUCCAGAGUGUGGUCUACCACGAAGAGUCACCCCCCCAGUACCAGCCCUCGUACUUACAGAGCUUUGGCUUUAAUGGUCUCUGGAGGUUUGCUGGACCCUUCUCCAAGCAAACGCAGAUCCCAGACUACGCCGAGCUGAUCGUCAAGUUCCUAGAGGCGCUGAUCGACAGCUACCUGCCAGCAGCAGAUGAGGAGCGAGGGGAGGAGCAACUGAGGACGCCCACCUCUCCCUACCCCCCCACUAGCCAGAGCCAAUUGAGCAUCACUGCCAACCUUAACUUGUCCAACUCCAUGACCUCACUGGCCACUUCCCAGCACUCGCCAGGUGUGUGUUUUCUCACACAAACACUCAUACACACACAGUUUGGAAAGUGUUGGUUUGAAGGAUUCCACAUAAAGAACACAGAAGAGUACCCUGAAGAGACUCCUUUAUUGUGUCAGUGAGGCCAACAAACACAUUGACACUCCUCUGUGCGGAGAAGGGUACUUCUUCAGAGAUCAAACUGGGUCAGCUGGCUGAUAGCAUAUGAUGAGGUACCAUAAUGAUGAGUAGACCCCUAUUCUAUACGGGUUUCUGCUGACUAUUCUAUAGGGGUCUACCCAUUAUUGUCAGGGCAGAUCAUUGGGUCGAUAUUUGUUAUUUUAACGUCUGUUAAAAUCAAGAGAAUCUGGCAACAGAGGAAAAAUUAUGGUGCCCGAAAAUUGAUAGCUGGAAGUCCCCCCUCUGCCGGAGCUGCAAAAAAAAACAUCAUUUGCGGCCAGAAGUCCUGGCCCAGAACCCCUGUUUUAAGUUUACCAUCUCUUUGCCAUUUCUUCUCUCUUUUU
Messenger RNA from Oryzias melastigma (Indian medaka), 1235 nucleotides. RefSeq names its product neurofibromin-like. NCBI's taxonomy places the organism in Eukaryota, Metazoa, Chordata, Actinopteri, Beloniformes, Adrianichthyidae. The transcript is spliced from 3 exons. Bases 369 to 854 code for a protein of 161 amino acids. The record is from RefSeq and is a predicted model, not a curated record.